This is a messenger RNA of Ichthyophthirius multifiliis, 1089 nucleotides long. RefSeq lists its product as hypothetical. The transcript is spliced from 9 exons. The record is from RefSeq and is a predicted model, not a curated record. NCBI's taxonomy places the organism in Eukaryota, Ciliophora, Oligohymenophorea, Hymenostomatida.
AUGUAAAAGGAUAUAGAUUAAUACACAAGAAAAUUAGAAUUAGAAAAAAAUAUAAAUCAUUUGUUGUUUAAUUAAUUAAAAGAAAAUAAUGAUAUUUAGGAAAAAGUUAAAUAAUUAAAAAAAGAAUAUGAAAAUUAAAAAAAAUAAAAGCCAUAUACUUAAUCUUUAAAAAACAAUAGAAAAUAGUCAAAUACUAUUUUCGAAUAAAUAGAAAAAAAAACGAAAAAUUCAUUAUUUAUAUAGGAAUAAAUAUAUGAUUUAAAAUUAAAAAAUGAUAAAGAAAAAACAUAAUUUUAAAAAGAAUUUGAAACUUUAUAAAGAAAUAAAGAAAAGGUCAAACUUAUAGAUGCUUAUAUAAGUAAUAUGACAAUUAUAGAUAUUGCAUUUAAUUAAAUAAAGGAAAUUACAGGAACUACUGAUAUAUAGGAAAUACAAAAUACUUUUAUAAAAUCUGAAGAAUAAAAUUUUGCAUUAAUUACUUAUUUAGAUGCACUUAAUUAAUAAAUUGAUUUAAUACAAGAUUAAAAUAAUGAAAUUAAUAAAAAAAUUUAAAAUUAAGAAUAAGAAAAUGUAGAGAAAUAAAGAACUCUUUAAUCAACCCCAAAUUCUGAGAAAAACAGAAGAAAAUUGGAAGGAAAGUUAAAAGAAAAAUAAUAACUUAUACAAUAAUUUUAAUCUAUUUUAUAGGAAAUAUAACCUUAUUUAAAAUAAAUACUUACAAGAUUUGCUUAAAGUAUUUUUAAUAAAUUAGAUAAAAAUAAAAUAUUUGAGUAUUAGAAUGGAUUAAUAUUAAAUGAGGUAACUCUAGAACAUUAUUUAUCUGAUUUAGAAUCUUUUAUUAUAGAAUUAUUAAUAAAAAAAGCAAUCAAAAAAAAUAUUCCUUCGGCUUUAACAAGUACAUUGCUUGUAGAAAAUAUACCAAAUAAAGAAUUUAAAUAAAAAAUAAUACAAUCUAUUUAAUAUGAUAAAUAUAAAGAUAAAACUAAUUAAGAAUAAGAAUUAUAAAAUUUUAUUUUAGAUAAAAACGAAUUCUAUAAAAUUGCAGAAUUAAUGAUUGAAAAUAAAAAAGAAAUAAAAAAAGAUAAUUGA